GUGGAGAGGGCAGCAGCAGUAUUCCUCAGUCCAGGAAGGACAGCUCCAUGCACUCCACAGCCUCAGGGUGAAGCAUGCGGGUCGCCAGCCGCUCCAUAUCAUCCAGGCUCAACAAGCGCAGCCUCCGCUCGUGAUCCUGAGAGAGAGGCAGAGGGAGAGACACAGAGUCACAACUACAUGCUGGUCUACACCUGCAGCGCAGCUGUGGCUGUUUAACACGAUUUGACGAGCAAGCAGAGUGACACACGGCAGCCUGGACCGAAGAAACUGCAUGGUUUGAAUCUGAUGAGAAACCAGAGCCGCGGGAUCCCUGAACUCCGUUCUUUCAACACCGUGAUACAUGAUGUGUAUUAAUACGUGUCUGUGUCAACUUCAAUUCAGCAGCCUGGAAUAAAACAUCGAUGGAUUUCUAUUCCUGGCAACUCUCAUGAUCAUCAGAAGUCUAAGUUCACUGCACAGACCCCAGAGCACGGGGAGGUAUUGAGCAGUGCUGUGUCUCUGGCAGGUGAGGAUGGGGACUCUACGGGAUCUUCAGUACGCACUCCAGGAGAAGAUUGAGGAGUUGAGGCAGCGUGAUGCUCUGAUUGAUGAGCUGGAGUUGGAGCUGGACCAGAAGGAUGAGCUGAUCCAGAAAUUGCAGACGGAGCUGGACAAGUACCGGGCAGUGGUGCAGCCAGCCGCGUCCCCGCCAGGCCAACCAGAGCUGCAGGAGCAGCAGAGGACCAAGCGCCAGGCCAUUUCAGCAGAGCCCACUGCGCUUGACAUUCAGGACAUCAGCCACGUGACACUCGCCUGCUACUCCAAGAGCGAACAGUCCCGGCUGCUGAUUAAAGGCGCGAUCCUGGAGAACGACUUCAUGAAGAACCUGGAGCUGUCUCAGAUCCUGGAGAUUGUGGAUUGCAUGUACCCGGUGGAGUACAGCAAGGGCAGCUGCAUCAUCAAGGAGGGCGAUGUCAGCUCGCUUGUGUACGUCAUGGAAGAGGGGAAGGUGGAGGUGACCAAGGAUGGGCUGAAGCUGUGCACAAUGGGGCCUGGCAAGGUGUUUGGAGAGCUGGCCAUUCUCUACAACUGCACGCGGACAGCCACAGUGAAAGCCCUGACUCACACCAAGCUGUGGGCGAUCGACCGGCAGUGCUUCCAGACCAUCAUGAUGAAGACUGGCCUCAUUAAGCAUGCAGAGCACAUGGAGUUCCUGCGGAGUGUCCCCUCACUUCAGGAGCUGCAGGAGGAUGUUCUGAGUAAACUGGCUGAUGUCUUGGAAGAGACUCAUUAUGACGAGGGAGAUUACAUCAUCAGGCAGGGAGCCAGUGGUGACACGUUCUUCAUCAUCAGCAAGGGGAAGGUGAGCGUCACACAGCAGAAACUGGCCAAUGAGGAGCCUGUGUUUCUCUGUACUCUGUCCCGGGGGGACUGGUUUGGAGAGCAGGCACUCAAGGGAGAGGACGUGAGAACAGCGAGCGUUGUUGCUGCAGAUGACGUGACGUGUCUGGUGAUCGACAGAGAGUCAUUCAAGCAGCUGAUUGGUGGUCUGGAAGAUGUCAACAGCCGAGUUUAUGAGAGCGCUGAGGCAAAAGCCAAGUUCGAGGCAGAAGCAGCUUUCUUCUCCAGCCUGGAUUUCUCUGAUUUCCAGAUUGUCAACACGCUCGGGGUCGGGGGCUUUGGACGAGUUGAACUGGUGCAGCUGAAGAGCGAUGAGUCCCAGACCUUCGCCAUGAAGAUCCUAAAGAAGCAGCACAUCCUGGACACCAGGCAGCAGGGCCACAUCCUGUCAGAGAAGCACAUCAUGCAGGAGACGCACUGCGGCUUCAUUGUCAGGCUGUACCGCACCUUUCGAGACAGGAAGUACCUUUACAUGCUGAUGGAGGCGUGUCUGGGGGGCGAGCUGUGGACCAUCCUGAGGGACAGGGGAUCGUUUGAUGACGCAACAACGCGCUUCUACACGGCUUGUGUGGUCGAGGCGUUAUCCUACCUGCACUGUCGCAGUAUCAUCUACCGGGAUCUGAAACCAGAAAAUAUCAUCCUGGACCAAAGGGGCUGUGCCAAACUAGUUGACUUUGGCUUUGCAAAGAAGAUUGGUUAUGGAAAGAAAACGUGGACUUUCUGCGGCACUCCAGAGUACGUGGCCCCUGAAAUCAUCCUAAACAAGGGCCACGACAUCUCGGCGGAUUACUGGUCCCUGGGCAUCUUGAUGUACGAGCUGCUAAGCGGCAGUCCUCCUUUUUCAGAGUCGGACCCAAUGAAAACUUACAAUAUCAUCCUCCGCGGGAUCGACAUGGUGGAGUUUCCAAAGAAAAUCACAAAGAACGCAGCGAAUCUCAUCAAGAGACUGUGCAGGGAUAACCCCUCUGAGAGGCUGGGGAACCAGAAGAAUGGAGUCAAGGACAUCCAGAAACACAAGUGGUUUGAAGGGUUUAACUGGGAGGGGAUGAGAAAGGGCACGCUGACGCCCCCCAUCAUCCCGAGUGUCAGCAGCCCUCUUGAUACAAGCAAUUUCGACUGCUUCCCUGAGGACAGCGAGGACCCGCCCCCUGACGAGGACUCGGGCUGGGACGCAGAAUUUUGAUUGGCCAGUGCAAACCAACGCAGGAGAGUGGACAUAGUGCACACAAAGCAUGAAGCUGAAUUCUGAUUGGCCAGCAAGCACCCAGGAGACCAGUCAGUUCCUGACUUCUGAUUUGCUAGCAGGAAUCGGGCAGGGAUGUGGGUCACAGAAAGUAUGGAGGAUGCUGUCCGAUUGGCUAUCGGAAGAAUGUGGGAAACAAUCACUGAUAUAUAACCAUUAUUCAGAAGAAAAACAACUCGGGUGGUAGAUGCUUCUGCUCUAUUGCACUGAAAUUCUGGAAUGAGCUGCCCAGUACUGUAAGGGAAGCUCCCUCAAAUGAGCUGCCCAGUACUGUAAAGGAAGCUCCCUCAAAUGAGCUGCCCAGUACUGUAAAGGAAGCUCCCUCAAAUGAGCUGCCCAGUACUGUAAAGGAAACUCCCUCGAAUGAUCUGUCCAGUACUGUAAAGGAAACUCCCUCAAAUGAGCUGUCCAGUACUGUAAAGGAAACUCCCUCAAAUGAUCUGCCCAGUACUGUAAAGGAAACUCCCUCGAAUGAUCUGUCCAGUACUGUAAAGGAAACUCCCUCGAAUGAGCUGUCCAGUACUGUAAAGGAAACUCCCUCGAAUGAUCUG
Molecule: messenger RNA, 3174 nt
Organism: Acipenser ruthenus (sterlet)
Lineage: Eukaryota; Metazoa; Chordata; Actinopteri; Acipenseriformes; Acipenseridae
Product: cGMP-dependent protein kinase 1-like
Exons: 20
Coding region: 512-2563 (683 amino acids)
Biological process (GO): protein phosphorylation
Molecular function (GO): cGMP-dependent protein kinase activity; ATP binding
Source: RefSeq, a predicted model, not a curated record